AUGCAGUUACUCUUUGACCAAGGUGUGACUGCCUUAAAUCAUACUGUUGUGAGCCACACUAUCUUCAACUUGCUGGGCAUCCCUGGCCUAGAGGUCCAGCAUUUGUGGAUUUCCAUCCCCUUCUUCAUUUCCUCUGUCAUUGCCCCGCUUGGGAACAGCCUGCUCAUCUUUAUCAUUGUCACAAAGCACAGCCUCCAUGAACCCAUGUACCUCUUCCUUUGCAUGAUGGCUGGAGCAGACCUUGUCCUCUCCACAUGCACAGUACUGCAGGCCUUGGCCAUCUUCUGGUUCCAUGCUGGGGACAUCUCCCUGGAUUGCUGCAUCACUCAAUUCUUCAUCAUCCACUGCACUUUCACGUCUGAGUCAGGGAUCUUGCUGGUGAUGGCAUUUGACCGCUACAUUGCCAUAUGCUACCCACUGAGAUACACCACUAUUCUUACAUACACACUGAUUGGGAAAAUCAGUGUGACUGUCUUUUUGAGAAGCUUUUGUACACUCUUUCCCAUAAUAUUUCUUUUGAAAAGAUUGACUUCCUGCCAGAACAACAUUAUUCCACACAUCUAUUGUGAACACAUUGGCUUGGCCAAAUAUGCUUGUAAUGACAUUCAAGUGAACAUCUGGUAUGGGUUUUCUAUCCUGAUGUUAACAGUGGUGUUGGAUGUUGUGCUAAUUUCUGUUUCCUAUGUUCUGAUUCUCUGUGCUGCCUUCUGCAUCCCUUCCCAAGAUACUCGUCACAAAGCUCUCAACACAUGCGGCUCCCAUAUCUGCGUCAUCAUCCUUUUUUAUGGGCCUGGAAUCUUCACAAUCCUUACUCAGAGGUUUGGCUGCCACAUUCCACCUUAUAUCCACGUCUUGUUGGCUAAUGUGUGCAUGCUGGCUCCACCUAUGCUGAAUCCCAUCAUUUAUGGGAUCAAGACCAAGCAAAUCUGGGAGCAAGUGUCUCAUUUGUUUUUCAUAAAGCAGAAAUAA
Hippopotamus amphibius kiboko is the source of this 969-nucleotide messenger RNA. Its product is annotated as olfactory receptor 52B4-like. Lineage: Eukaryota; Metazoa; Chordata; Mammalia; Artiodactyla; Hippopotamidae. The record is from RefSeq and is a predicted model, not a curated record. Bases 1 to 969 code for a protein of 322 amino acids. The transcript is spliced from 2 exons. Gene Ontology annotation, biological process: G protein-coupled receptor signaling pathway. Gene Ontology annotation, molecular function: olfactory receptor activity; G protein-coupled receptor activity. Gene Ontology annotation, cellular component: membrane.